This is a messenger RNA of Fusarium keratoplasticum, 594 nucleotides long. RefSeq names its product RRM domain-containing protein. NCBI's taxonomy places the organism in Eukaryota, Fungi, Ascomycota, Sordariomycetes, Hypocreales, Nectriaceae. Gene Ontology annotation, molecular function: RNA binding. The transcript is spliced from 3 exons. The record is from RefSeq and is a predicted model, not a curated record. The coding region runs from base 1 to 594 and encodes 197 amino acids.
AUGGCCACCACAGCUUCUCGCGCUCUCCAGCCCAGCUCCUCCUUGCCGGCCAAGGUGCAGCCUAUUCCUCCGAACCAGACUCUCUAUGUCACAAACCUUCCGUCCUCGAAAAUCCAGAAAGCCGAUCUGCGAACGGCUUUGUACAUGUUGUUUUCCACAUACGGUCCUGUACUAGAUGUCGUCGCCCUCAAGACGAUGGCGAUGCGUGGUCAAGCCCAUAUCGUGUUCCGAGAUAUACAAGCAGCCACACAGGCCAUGAGGUCUCUCGAAGGACAGACGUUCCUGGGCCGCGAGUUGAAAAUCCAAUACGCCAAGUCGAAAUCGAACUUUGUGGCCAAGCUCGACGGCACCUUCAAGAUCCCUUCCACAAAUGCGGGCGCUGCCAAUGUCGAGCAGACCGAACUUCAACAGAGCAUCUUCAACGCUCCUCUUCCUGGAUCAGCGCCCGCUGGGCUCCCUGCCAAGCCCGCCGCGAAUGUCGACCAUGUGAUGAAGGACGUUGGAAGCCCCGGGAGCCGUGGCCAGAAGCGAACACGCGACGACGAGGACAGUGACUCGGACGUGGCUAUGGAGGAGGACAGCGAUGAUGAUUAA